UGACCCUGUUUCUAAUUUUCUUUCCAGGCGUUCCAACUUGGAGAUUGACUUCUUAGUCCUCUUUUCACCAAUUCAUUCUGCAAAAUCUUCCUUCUGGGUUCAUAUAAUUCCUACGAUUUUUUCACAAACCUUAAACAAACCCACUUCUUCAAACUCAAUUACUUCUUUAACAUGCUCAAUUUUCUUACUUUCCUCUUCUUCCUCAAUUUCCUUAUCCAUGGAAAACCUCAGACCGUAGUUUCUGACCCAUAUCGCAGUUGCUUGUCCGGGAAUUUCACUCACAACAGCACCUAUCAGUCCAACCUCAAUCUUCUCUUUUCAGCUCUCUCCACCAACGGCCCUCCAAGAAACAGAUUCUUCAAUACUUCCUUUGGCCGACCCCCAAACGACACCGUUUACGGUCUAUUCCAGUGCCGUGGAGACGUCGCCGACGCCGUCUGUCGAACUGUCUUAGCCACCGCAACAACAGACGCAGAGCGGCUGUACUGUCCUCUGAGAAAAGGCGCUGUGAUUUGGUACGACGAAAUCAUAUUCCGCUAUUCCGACCAACCUUUCUUUUCCGUCAUUUCCUUAAUCCCAAAUUUGCAGUUACUGAAUACGGGUGAUAUAGACGUCGACAAAGCUCGAUUCAACCAGCUAGUCAUGUCCACAUUGAGAGCCACCGCGGCUCAGGCAGCUGACGCUUCUUCGGUGGGCGGAUUGUUUGCAACCCAGAUGGCUAAUUUCACUGGAGAUCUAAUCCUUUACACAUUAGCUCAGUGUACAGGCGACUUGUCCAAUACGGAUUGCGAAGAAUGUUUACGCCAAGCUACAAAUGGAAUUCCGAGUUGUUGUACUAAUAAACGAGGUGGAAGAGUUCUGCUUCCCAGCUGUUAUGUUCGUUACGAAGUUUACAUGUUUUACGAAUUAACACCGACGAAUUCCGUACCCCCGCCAGCAACUCCCACGCCUAAUUCCAGAACCCCAACACCGGCUCGUCUUCCGUCUUCUCCUCCGUCAGGGGAAAGAAGGUCCUCAACGGUGUUAAUUGUAGCCAUUGUGGCUCCAAUUGCUGUCUCCAUAUUGCUUUUUGUUGUGGGAUGUUGUCUCCUACGCCGGAGAGCGAAGAAGAGAUACUUUGCUGUGAAGGAAGAUAGUGUCGUUGAUGAGAUGACCACUGUGGAAUCUCUUCAAUUUGAUUUCAAAACAAUCGAAGCUGCUACUAACAAAUUCUCAGAGGAAAACAGGUUGGGAGAAGGUGGAUUUGGUGCUGUCUUCAAGGGUAGGCUUGAAAAUGGACAAGAGAUAGCAGUGAAGAGACUGUCAAGAGGAUCUCUGCAAGGUUCUGAAGAGUUCAAGAAUGAGGUUAUGUUGGUUGCUAAGCUUCAACAUAGAAAUCUAGUGAGGCUAGUGGGAUUUUGCUUGGAGGGUGAAGAAAAGAUACUCAUCUAUGAAUAUAUUCCCAAUAAAAGCCUCGACUUUUUCCUGUUUGGUUCGUUCUUCUCUCAUUGUUUCUUUUAUUCAUUCACUUCAUAUUUCUGUUUAUGUUUGAUUCCCUUUUGUCUACUUCAAUUUGAUUGUUCAAAAUGUGUAGAUCCAGAGGGACAAAAGCAGUUGAAUUGGCUGAAACGUUAUAAGAUCAUCAAUGGAAUUGCUCGAGGGAUAUUGUAUCUGCAUGAAGAUUCUCGUCUUAGAAUUAUUCACCGUGAUCUUAAAGCGAGUAAUAUCUUGUUAGAUGGAGAUAUGAAUGCAAAAAUUUCAGAUUUUGGAAUGGCAAGGAUUAUUCAAAUGGAUCAAACUCAAGGAAAUACGAGUAGGAUUGUUGGUACAUAUGGUUACAUGUCUCCUGAAUAUGCCAUGCAUGGAAAUUUCUCAAUGAAAUCUGAUGUGUAUAGCUUCGGAGUAUUGGUAUUGGAGAUUUUAAGUGGUAGGAAAAACAACACAUUUUACUUGUCAGAUCUUGCUGAAGACAUUUUGACCUAUGCUUGGAAAUUGUGGAAGGAUGGAACACCAUUAGACUUAUUGGAUCCAUUGUUGAGUGACACUUACUCAAGAAAUGAGGUGCUUAGAUGCAUUCAUAUUGCUUUAUUAUGUGUCCAAGAGGAUAGUAAGAGCAGACCUUCCAUGGCAUCCAUUGUUCUUAUGCUUAAUAGUUAUUCCGUUACUUUGCCAUUGCCGGAAGAGCCAGCAUUCUUCAUGCGCAGUAAAGACAAUGGCAUUACAGACACUGAUCAUUCUACUAGUAAAUCUGUUAAGUGCUCUGUCAAUCAAACAUCUAUAUCUGAAUUGCAUCCACGAUGAAGUAUAUGCCUGUUUGGUUAUGGUACUAGAGCCAUGUAUUUUCUGUACCUAAAAGUUUUACCUUUUAAGAUAUAUCCGAACUCAAUAUGUAUAUAAAUAGAGUUAUAUGAUAAAAAAAAUUUAAUAGCUUGAGUCA
This is a messenger RNA of Benincasa hispida (wax gourd), 2416 nucleotides long. Its product is annotated as cysteine-rich receptor-like protein kinase 25. Lineage: Eukaryota; Viridiplantae; Streptophyta; Magnoliopsida; Cucurbitales; Cucurbitaceae. Gene Ontology annotation, cellular component: plasma membrane. The record is from RefSeq and is a predicted model, not a curated record. Gene Ontology annotation, molecular function: protein serine/threonine kinase activity; ATP binding. Gene Ontology annotation, biological process: defense response to bacterium; protein phosphorylation.